Molecule: messenger RNA, 2009 nt
Organism: Populus euphratica (Euphrates poplar)
Lineage: Eukaryota; Viridiplantae; Streptophyta; Magnoliopsida; Malpighiales; Salicaceae
Product: protein UPSTREAM OF FLC-like
Exons: 4
Coding region: 226-1545 (439 amino acids)
Source: RefSeq, a predicted model, not a curated record
CCUCUCCAUCUCUCUCAAUGCAUCUAUCCUGUAAAAAAUUCCAAAACUCCUCUCCUUUCACUUUCUCACCUCAUCAUCCUGGUAGCAAAUCGCUUUCGAUCCCCAGCUUUCUUUCUUUUCUCAUCCAUCUCCCAUAACUCGCCACUCAUUAUUGCUAUUUAACAUUUUCUUGUUAUCUCUCAUGCAUUGUUACAUUUUAAUGAAAUCUGGAGUGAGUAAAUAGUAAUGGCCGCUGCAGUCAGUUCAAGAGGUGGGAGAAACACCGUAGAAUUCCAGAUUCCAAGGAAAUGGAAUGAAGACAGAGAAACCACUCCAGAGAGAGCCAGAGCAUUCUGGAGUGAAUCUCGUAAGCUGUCCAGAAAGGCCCCUGUAGUCUACUAUCUGUCCAGAAAUGGUCAGCUUGAGCAUCCCCCUUUCAUGGAGGUCCCUCUCUCUUCCAAUGACGGCCUCUACCUUUCGGAUGUAAUCAACCAGUUAGACCUCCUUCGAGGCAAAGGCAUGGCUAGUCUCUACUCCUGGUCCUCUAAACGGAGCUUCAAAAACGGCUUCGUUUGGCAGGACUUGACCGAGAACGAUUUCAUUCACCCGGCUCACGGUCACGAGUACAUUCUCAAAGGAUCAGAGAUUCUCGAUCAUUCUAACCAACAGCUCUUCCUCGAGCCGAAACCUCAAGAAACCAGUCAAGCCUCGGAGUUUCCAGUUAUCACGAGGCGUAGGAACCAAUCCUUGAGCUCUAUCAAUCUUAAUGAGUACAAGGUUUACAAGGCCGAGUCGUUCUCCGAGUCUGCUCGGAAACUCUCUGCUGACGCGUCGACUCAGACUGAUGAUAGCAGGAGAAGAAGGAGACACGUCAAACCGGAAAUCAAGAAGAUGAAGGAGGAGAAAAAAAUUAGUCAGGAACGGGAGGCGAACAGAGACGAGAUUAUGGAGAUUUCACCCCCACCGUCCGACUCUAGCCCAGAGACUCUGGAGUCUUUGAUGAAGGCUGAUGGACGGCUGAUAUUGGGCGGUCAUAACGAAGGGAGUGGCAUGGAUUUGAAUCAAACGGCAAAGAACUGUGGGAAGAUGAAAGCGUCUACUGUUCUGAUGCAGUUGAUAUCGUGCAGUUCUUCGAUCUCGUUUAGAGACUGUGGGGCGAUGCCAGGGAAGGAGCCCGGCUUGCCGUUGAUUUCUGGGCAUUACAAGGGUAGGGUGCCAUGUGGAGGAGGGAGCCGUGAGGCAACAUCGGGGGAAAUUUAUAAUUUUUCCAGGGUAAAAUUGGAAGAGAAGGAGUAUUUUAGCGGGAGCGUGAUUGAGACAAAGAAGGAGGUGCCUGCUUUGAAUUUGAAGAGGUCCAGUUCCUGCAGUGCAGCUAGGAGCUCGCAGCUGCAAUUGGCAGAAAAGGAGAUUGAAGGAGUGCGCACCAGAUGCAUGCCAAGGAAGUCGAGAGCAAUGGUAACCAGAAGAGAAAGUAGCGUUAACGUCGUUGUUGACAAUGAUAAUAAAAAUAAUAAUGUUGACAGUAGUCAAGUAGGGAGCAAGAGACUGGAGGUCCAACAAGUCUAAGAUGAGGGUAGAUGAGAUUAUGAACCCUAAUGUGGUGGUAGCUUUCUGUGAAUCUAGUCUUCAGUUUGGAACGGAAAAGUGAAAACUAAGAACAUAGGCAAAAGAAGACGGGAAAUGAAAGAUUGGUAUUCAAGAAAAUGAAGCAUAAAUGCAAGUGCCGGCACGGCGAGCACGCACACUGAGGGUAAAAGUAAGGGUUGGGACUUGGGAGUUCCUAUAAAGUCAGCUGGUUUCAUGGAAGGCUUGUGAAUUAACUGUUCGUUUCUUUGAGUUUGGAGCUGUGAGCUGUGAGAUCAAUAUUCGGUACCUACCGAGGUGUUUGUGGAAGUUGAACACAUAAUCUUUUAUCUCGUGAUGUACUAAAUUAAAAAUUUCUUAACCCUCUGUGACUAUGUGACCUUGACUUUGGAACAUGGAAUACGAAAUUUUGUCCUAGGUAUUAUCGUUUACCUUGGCUUGGUCUU